CGUGAGGCGAGCCAGUUGAGCACCACCACCAGAUCCCUGAGCUCGAACCCCGAGCGCCGGCAGUUAACGCAGUGGCCUCGAAGCUGUAACAACAUCUCGCGUCCGCUCGAACCGCUCGAUCCGCUCCGCUCCGUCACGAGAAAAGCGAGAAGCGCUGAGAGUAUCUGCAGUGAAACGUGUUAUCGUGAUAAGGUUCUACGAGUAUUCCAUGCCAUAAGGUGUCGCACAUUAUUAUAUUGAAAUCGAAACGCAACAUUCGCCGUCGGCUGAGAAAGUGAACUGUUAUCGAAUGUGCUAAUCAAAAACGAAAAAUGUUGCAAGCGCCUGCAAAUUGAUUUCUAUCUCGGAUAUGCGAAUUUACACUGGUUAUUAAUAGAUCUGGUUUAAGAAUACGAUUAUAUAAGCAUCCUAUGCAGACGACGGCUUCCGUGGGACGCUUGACAAACUGAUCAAGUCGUCGUCGUUAUCACCUAUAUCUCCUCAUACUGGCUGCGAUCGGGCUCGAUUUCGAUUCCCAGGCUAAAGCUGGCGACAGAUUUUCGAGCAAGAUACUUGGAUUAACAACCGCCAAAAUUGUGGAGGCAAUUAAAAUGAAGACUGAGCUGCGUUCCUGCGCAGCGUGCGGGGAUCCCAUCUCGGAUCGGUUCUUCCUGGAGGUCGGCGGCUGCUCCUGGCACGCCCACUGCCUCCGCUGCUGCAUGUGCAUGUGCCCCCUGGAUCGCCAGCAGUCCUGCUUCAUCCGGGAGAGGCAGGUGUACUGCAAGGCCGACUACAGCAAAAAUUUCGGCGCCAAGUGCUCCAAGUGCUGUCGCGGCAUCUCCGCCUCGGAUUGGGUGCGUCGGGCACGGGAGCUGGUCUUCCACCUAGCCUGCUUCGCCUGCGACCAGUGUGGACGCCAGUUGUCCACCGGCGAGCAGUUCGCCCUCAUGGAUGACCGGGUGCUCUGCAAGGCUCAUUAUCUGGAGACGGUCGAGGGUGGCACCACAUCGAGCGACGAGGGCUGUGAUGGCGAUGGUUAUCACAAGAGCAAGACGAAACGGGUGCGCACCACCUUCACCGAGGAGCAGUUGCAAGUGCUGCAGGCCAACUUCCAGAUUGACAGUAAUCCGGAUGGCCAGGAUCUGGAGCGGAUCGCCUCGGUGACCGGUCUCAGCAAGCGUGUGACGCAAGUGUGGUUCCAGAACUCGCGGGCGCGUCAGAAAAAACACAUACAUGCUGGUAAGAAUAAAAUACGCGAACCGGAAGGAAGCUCAUUUGCGCGUCAUAUUAACCUGCAGUUAACGUAUUCAUUUCAGAAUAACGCACAGAACCCAAUGCAUUUGAACGGCUCUAAAGCGGGUCUAUACCCGACUCAUGAAUCCUCUAUGGAUGAAUUGUCGCAGGACUCCAGUGUGCACUGUAUGCCCAGCGAGGUGUGACUGGAGCAAUCCUCGCCAGCUCGAGCACAUCGCUAGCUGACUGGCCACCCACAAAACGUCCUUUCCUAGUCAAAAUUUAUGUAAUGCGUCCACACGAAAGCAGUUUCGCAAUAAUCACACAAUUCAAUCCGGAG
This is a messenger RNA of Drosophila mauritiana, 1552 nucleotides long. It is a transcript of the gene Awh, whose product is annotated as LIM/homeobox protein Awh. The record is from RefSeq and is a predicted model, not a curated record. Gene Ontology annotation, biological process: regulation of transcription by RNA polymerase II; neuron differentiation. The transcript is spliced from 6 exons. Gene Ontology annotation, molecular function: DNA-binding transcription factor activity, RNA polymerase II-specific; RNA polymerase II transcription regulatory region sequence-specific DNA binding. Bases 591 to 1418 code for a protein of 275 amino acids. NCBI's taxonomy places the organism in Eukaryota, Metazoa, Arthropoda, Insecta, Diptera, Drosophilidae. Gene Ontology annotation, cellular component: nucleus.